AUGUCAUUCAUCAACAUUUGUCGUGAUAACACCGAUCCUUUUUACAGGUACAAGAUGCCUCCACUUCAAUCUAAGACUGAAGGUAGAGGUAACGGUAUCAAGACUGCUAUUGUCAAUUUAGGUGAAGUUUCUCGUGCAUUGAAUCGUCCACCAGCUUAUUUGGUUAAAUUUUUCGGAUACGAAUUGGGAGCUCAAACCCAAAUUCAAACUGAUCGUUACUUGGUCAAUGGGGCUCAUGAUACUAGUGAGUUACAGGAUUCCUUAGAUGGAUUUAUUAACAAAUUUGUCUUGUGUGGAUCUUGCAAGAACCCAGAGACGGAAAUUGUCCUCAAAGGAAAAGAUUCAUUGGAGAGAGAUUGUAAAGCUUGUGGUAAAGUAACUUUUAUGGACCCAAAGCAUAAGUUGUAUUCAUACAUCGUCAAGAACCCACCUGAUAACAAGAAGGGUAAAAAGUCAGCCACGGCUACUGCCAAUGUCGUUGGUGGAGGUAAAUCUAUUUCUGAUAUUGCUGCUGGUCAUGAUAAUGCCAAUGACGCCAGUUUAAAUGGCGCUGAGGGAGAAGGAGUUGAUGGUGAAGAUGAUGAGGAUGACGACUUGUUGGCUAAGAAGAUUAAUGCCGAAGCUGCUAUGUUGCAAGAUUUGAAAAUCAAGGAUGAUGAAUGGGCAGUUGAUAUGAGUGAAGAAGCAGUUGCAGCCAGAGCUCGUGAAUUGGAAGCGUUUGAUUCUUCAAAUGCCUAUGAACAAUUGGGUGAUUGGUUACUCUCUGAAUCCGACAACAAGGUUGAAAAUUUACCAUCUGAUGUGGAAAUUUACAAAAAGAUUGUUGAAUUGGACCUCGUUGAAUCACCAGCUACAUUACAAGUUCUCGCGCAAACUUUAUUUGACGCGAAUAUACUAGAUCAAAUUGAACCUCAUGUCGGUCUUUUGACAAAAUUGACAAACGGUAAUGAAGAAUAUGAAAAGGCAUUACUUGGUGGGUUGGAGAGAUUGAUCGGAUUACUGUACCCUACUGAAUUGAUUUCGCAAACUCCCAAAAUCUUGCAUGCUUUUUAUGAUCGUGAUUUGAUUAGUGAAGAUGUCAUCAUUCGUUGGGGAUCUAAAGUGUCCAAAAAGUACGUGCCAAAGGACGUUUCUAAAAAAGUUAGAAAAGCCGCCAAGCCUUUUGUUCAAUGGUUACAAGAAGCAGAAGAAGAAAGCGAUGAAGAGUAG
Molecule: messenger RNA, 1209 nt
Organism: Lodderomyces parapsilosis
Lineage: Eukaryota; Fungi; Ascomycota; Pichiomycetes; Serinales; Debaryomycetaceae
Gene: TIF5
Product: translation initiation factor eIF5
Exons: 1
Coding region: 1-1209 (402 amino acids)
Biological process (GO): formation of cytoplasmic translation initiation complex; formation of translation preinitiation complex; translational initiation
Cellular component (GO): cytosol
Molecular function (GO): translation initiation factor activity; GDP-dissociation inhibitor activity; eukaryotic initiation factor eIF2 binding
Source: RefSeq, a predicted model, not a curated record